AUGCGGGGCAGUGUGCUGCUGACCGCCCUUCUGGCUUUGGCCUCAGGGCCUGGGGCCUGGGCGGUGUGGCUGGGGAGGCUGGACCCUCAGCAGUUCCUGGGGCCCUGGUACAUCCUCGCCGCGGCCUCGGGCGAGAAGGACUUCGCGGUGGAGAGGGCAGUGAGGAGCGUCGAGGGGGUGCUGGUGAGCCUCACGCCGCAGAACCAUCUGAGGGUGCUGUCCUCCCGACACAGGCUGGACAGAUGCCACCUGCACACAGUGGAGCUGCUGAAACAGAAUUCUGGAUGGGUGUUCGGGAAUCCCUCCCUGGGCGUGCUGGAGUACCGGGUGCUGGGCACCAACUUCAGAGACUACGCUGUGGUGUUCACACAGCUGGAAUUCGGGGAUGAGGCCUUUAACACCGUGGAGCUGUACAGCCGGUCGGAGCUGGCCAGCCAGGAGGCCAUGAACCUCUUUUCCAAAUGGAGCAAGAACCUGGGCUUCUUGUCACAGCAGCAGGCCACGCUGCAGAAGGACUUCACCUGUGCACACAAGGUCCACCAGGUAAGCUGCCGACCCAAGCAGCCCCUGGGUCCUUGGGGCAGGAGGAGCCGAGGGGCCCUGGGAGCCCCCACCCUAGUGGCUCUACCGCUGUGCGGGGCUGGGGGCCUGGGAGAGCCCCUCAGGGCAUCCCAGGCUGGCAGUGCCCACCAGUGGCCGUGCUGCUCCCAGGGCUGA
Messenger RNA from Phacochoerus africanus (Common warthog), 717 nucleotides. It is a transcript of the gene LCN6, whose product is annotated as lipocalin 6. The record is from RefSeq and is a predicted model, not a curated record. The transcript has 7 exons. Bases 1 to 717 code for a protein of 238 amino acids. Gene Ontology annotation, molecular function: small molecule binding. Lineage: Eukaryota; Metazoa; Chordata; Mammalia; Artiodactyla; Suidae.